CUUCCUGGCAGAUGUCCCUCAACCCUACUGGUGCCUGGCUUCUGAGACACAGUAAGGACUUCCUUUCUCUGUAUGUCUCUGUUCUCUUUUUGAGUAUCGUCUCUUUCUCUCACUUCUCCUCCUCCCCCAAUGAGGAUGUUUCUAAAGGUUCUGUGAAUGGUAGAUUUAUAUGUUGCGAAAACUGUGCAGAUGACCCACUUUUGCCUGAGCUCCAGUUGUCCCUUUUUAUUUAUUUUCCUUCCUCUCUGCUCCUUACCUCCCCCAAAUACUGGUUGCACAGUUUCAGACACUAUUCAAGGCACUGGGGACACUGGGGAACAAGAGAGGAAAGGUCCCUGUCCUUAAGUAGCCAACAGUCUAAGAUGUUAAACACAUUGAUAAACAAGAUAAUUUCAGGUGGUGAUAAGUGCAAUAGAGAAAGUUAGCAAGGUAUGGGUAGUGAAUGCUUAGGUUGGGGGGUUGGGAGAAGGGCUCCUGGUCUGAGAAAGUGACAUUUAAAUUCAGCCCUGAAGGAUGAGUAAUGAGUAGAAGCCAGGCAGUGCAAUGAUCUGUAAGAAAAAUGUACUAGGCAGAGGGGAUAGCCAGUGCCACGCCCCUUCAGUGGGAUGAGCUUUCCAUUUCACACUGGGCUGCCUUGCUGUGUGUCCUUUGACACCUCCCAUUUAACUGCUCCAAGAUUGAUACCGUCUUUCUUUCUGACCCAUCAUCAUAAUAAUGGAUGAUUUCUCUGUUUUGGUUAAUACCGUCUCUAUCCACCACCCUGAAAACCCUAGGCCAGCAGUCUGAAAACUUUGUGAGGGGAAAGACAGUAAACAUUUUCAGCUUUGAGCACAGUACAGUCUGUCACAAGUACUGAAUCUGCUAUUGUAGCACCAAUGUAGAUAUAGACAGUAUGUAAACCAAUGAGUGUGGCUGUGCUCCAAUACAACUUUAUGUAUGGACACUGACAUUUCUAUUUUCACUUGUAACAAAAUAUUUUUCUUUUUUUUCCAACCAUUUAAAAAUGCGUCAGCUUAUUGGCGUUCAAAAUGGGCAGCGGCAGGCCAGAUUUGGCUCACAGGCCAGGAUCUGCUGCCCCCUGCCUUAGACUAACCCUGAUCUCUCCCUUUGCUUUUGCCCCACCCCACCUCCUCCCUAGGCCCUUUCAGGGCUCCCUCCCUGGUAUUCGUAUUCAGCACCUUUGCCACUCGCUGUCCCCACUGCUGCAGCCUUCCUUUGGCUUUCUUUACCUGGGUGAUCUAUCAUUGCGCACUCUAUGUCCAUGUGCAGACAUUAUUUAGCUCCCACUUUAAGUGAGCACAUGCUGUAUUUAUCUUUCCGUGUCUGACUACUGAUCACAAGCCUUUAGAAGCCCCUAUUGCCUAUAGAAAACAAUCCAAACUCCACCUUAGUCUGAUAGUAAAGGUUCCUUAUGCUAAAACCUCAGUUUAACUUUCUAGCAUACUCUCCUAUUUCUCUCCUUCUACACUGUCCCAAAAUAGAUUAUUCAUUAUUUUGCUUUCAAUGUUUCCCAUGCUUUUCUGUGUUCUUGUUCAUUUAAUGCACUUUUCCCGUGCUUCAUGCUUUCCAUCUGUCAGAAUUCCAUAGCUUUCAAGGCCCCUUCAAAUGUCCCUGGUCUCUUCCUCUGCCCCUCCCUACCCCAACAAGCGGUGUGUAUACACAUAGUCCCCUGGUGGUGUGUGAUCCUCUGUUCCAGUACGUCGUGUUCUGGUCUGUGCUUCUGUUCUUUUGCAGACACACCUCCACUAUGCAGUCACGAGGCCCUUGAGGACAGGAACCAUCUCUUUCUUCGUAAUGUCACCUUUCCCAGUAGGCACACGGCUGUUUAUUGAAUAAACACAGAUCCUGUGUACACUUGCUCAAAUUGUACAAAAUUUGCAGGAGAUUCAAAGUGGAAACAUUUUACUGAAGGGAAUUCGGUCAAAUUACAUCCUUGAUUCUUGUAUAGGUGGUACAGUUUUGUAAAGGAUCAUCAAGUAUUUUGGAAGACUCAUUGGCUCUGCCAGUGGCUUAGAUAAAUAAAUUCGGGCAAGUUAUUGAUCUCUCUCCUCAGAGAAAAAAAUUGAUGUGUUUUCUUUUAUAUAAAGAGAAAAAGAAAAAGAAAAAAUGUGAUCUGUAACUCAUUAUGUUUCCUUGCUAGAAAGCUCAAAGAUACGUUAUUUGCCUGUUUUUAGUUGCUAUCCAGUUUUCUUACAAUAAUCUCUCUGCCUCAGUCUCCUCAUCGGAUUACUUGUCACAUGUGUUAAAUCCUUCUUUUAAUUGAUGGUUCUGUUGUAUAUAUCUUUUAUAUUUAUAUAGGUAGCCUCAACUCUCCUUUUUUUGGAGAGUGGUAAUAGAAAUAUAAAUAAUAAAUAGUUGCCCUUUGGUUUCCCCAACCUGUGGUGACAACAAGAUAAUAAAACAGAUACUUAUCCUAUAUAAAACAGGCAAAAAGGCUUUGGGACAAUAUGGGAAUCAUGAUGUGGGUUUGGUGGAAAACGAGCAAAGCACCUUGUAAGGAUCUUGUAGUCUGAAGAUUAAGGUGUGCUUGGGGUAGGUCAUGUCCUCCCAGCUCUGUGGGAUUUGUAGCACAUCAUCCCACGUGGGGAGGAGAGUGGGCACGGGCAUGAGACUAUUUAUUAGCUUUUACUGUGUCAGUUGUUGGGUUAUGUAUUUUGCAUUUGAUAUUUAAUUUAAUCUUUGUAAUAGCCAGAGACUUGGAUCUUAUUGGCAUCAUUUUCCAGAUGAGCAGAGCUAAUAAAUGGCAGAACUAGAAUUCAAAUCUGAGGCUCUCUGGCAUUGAAAACAACAACAAAACAUGUUUCUACUCUUCAAAGAGACUUUUUCUCCUGGAUUGUCACUUGUCCUUUUCUUUCUCUUUCUCUCCUGACAUUGGUAUUUAAAAUGAGAACCUAGGAAACUUGUUUCUUCUAACCUAAUGUUUUUGAAGCAGUUUUAGGUCCUUGGAGAUGUGCCUUGAUGUGUCUAUACAAUAUAGUAUUUGGUAUUGUUAGAUAUAAAGAAGACCUGAGGCCGAGUGCGGUCGCUCAUGCCUAUAAUCCCAGCACAUUGGGAGGCCAAGGCAGGCAGAUCACUUGAGGUCAGGAGUUCAAGACCAGCCUGGCCAACACAGUGAAACCCCAUCUCUUCUAAAAAUACGAAAAAAAGAAAAAAAGAAAUUAGCUGGGCGUGGCAGCACGCACCUGUAAUCCCAGCUACUCAGGAGGCUGAGGCGGGAGAAUUGCAUGAACCUGGGAGGCAGAGGUUGCAGUGAGCUGAGAUGAUGCCACUUCACUCUGGCCUGGGGGACAGAGCAAGACUCUGUCUCAAAAAAAUAAAAAAAAAUUUUUUGUUUUUUAGGUUUUGGGGCAGGGCAGUUGGGUUCAUUUAGCUGUCCUAAAGUAAGUUUGGUAUAUUUUUGUGAAAUAUUUAGUUUAAAAGUUGUAUUGCUGUUUUUGACAUUUUAAGUCAGACGAGAUUUACUGUUGCUUUAUAUUACCUGACUGUUAUAUAACACGUCCUGUGUUUACCUGUGUGGGUCUGAGCGUACCAGAUGUGGUGUUAUGAAAAGCGUGCUGGACUUGGAACCAGGACGAGCCGAUGUGAGGCUGUCCUCUGCCACUUACUAGCUCUGUGACUUUGGGCUCAUAAUUGAGCCUUAUUUUUUUCUCAAUUGUAAAUGGACUGUGUAGACCUGUCACAGAGGAAGUUUUGUGAAGCUUAAAUGAGGUAGAACCUACAAAAUAGCUUCAGACAGUGCCUGGGAUCCAGCAGCAUUUAACGAAAGUUACCCACUGCUACCCCAAAUACUGAAUAUUGCCAGAAAAUCUGUAAAUGAUUACAUAAUGUUUACACCUUUAUAAGUGGUAACUUUGUAGGUAAAUAUUAUUCAAGUUAUGAACCUCUGAUUUAGGAAACCUCCUUAUGCAAAUGGUUGGCUUCCCACUACAGAAACAUCAGUAAUAAGAUAGUGGUUUAGACUCCCAAAUCUGCGACCAGUCUGUAUGUUUGAAUCCUGGCUUAUGAUCAGUCAUAGCUGAGUGAUCGUGGGCAAGUUAUUCAACCGCUUUGUGCCUCAGUUUCCUCAUCUGUAAAAGGAUAAUAGGAUAAUAAUGGCUCCUACCUUAUGGGAUUGUGAAAAUUAAAUGAGAAUGUGUGUUUAUGUAUGUGUGUGUUUGUCUGUAUUUGUACCAAUACCCUAUUGGAGUUUACCACUAUUAUUUACUGUUCCUCUUCUCUUUUCCUCCCUGUGUAAACAGCCCCAUAAGUUAUCUGGAAGUUCCCUAGUAUCUCUUUCUUAUCUUCUGUUACUGGAAGACUCCUUUUUCUUCUGUCUUUGGUCCCGUGUUAGUUGCUUCAUUUUAAUUGAGGCUAUCUUGUUCUAGUGUGCAAUACAUUCUCAUUGAUCCCUUCCCUAUACAUUUCUUGCCUAGACACUUUGAAAAAGUGUUUUUGUUUUGGGUGGAAACUGAACAUUUUCUAAUAAUGACUCAUAAACCCAGCCAGGUGUUAAGGAUACUCCUAUAUCAAGGAAAAUGAAAGCUAUACAGUCUCAAGCAAAUGAAAAAACUAUAUAAAAUGCCUAAUUGUUUAUUGAAUGUUUAUGCCAGAAAUUCAGAUCAAUAAACUGAGCCUUAGAAUGGUUGAUGUUUAAAGGUACCCGGCUUUUAAGUGGAGGAACCUAGAUUUGAUCAAAGCCAGACCAACCUGGCCCUUGGUUUCACAAUCCCUAAGCUCACUUGCCUUAAUAAGGCCUCUAGGCACCACCUCAAGACUCCAUCUGCACCCCUUAUGAACCUACACUCUGCUUUCCCUCACACUCCUGCUUUUGAGAUGGCAAAAUCACUUAUGGUUCUUUUUGGCUGCAGUAAUGUUUCCUGCUAUUUUGGCAGGGCAAAUGUAUAGCGUUUCAGAUACUUUAUGUGUUAAAUUGGCCUUUUGUGUGUUGGCUUGGAAACUUAACCACAUUUACUGCAGUGUGUCUGGGGGAAAUGUGCGCCAAGUUUCAAACAACCAACUGGGAAUGAAUUCUUUAAAAGGCAGAACUUGUGCCUGGCGCGGUGGCUCACGCCUGUAAUCCCAGCACUUUGGGAGGCCGAGGCGGGCGGAUCACGAGGUCAGGAUUCGAGACCAUCCUAGCUAACACGGUGAAACCCUGUCUCUACUAAAAAUACAAAAAAUUAGCUGGGCGUGGUGGCGGGCGCCUGUAGUCCCAGCUACUCGGGAGGCUGAGGCAGGAGAAUGGCGUGAACCCGGGAGGUGGAGCUUGCAGUGAGCAGAGAUCGAGCCACUGCACUCCAGCCUGGGCGACAGAGCGAGACUCCGUCUCAAAAAAAAAAAAAAAAAAAAAAAAAAAGGCAGAACUUGUUUAUAGCUAAGGGCUGCUGGUGUAUUUAUUUGAGUGUGUUACCUGCAUUGGUAUGCUUUAAGGGCUUCUGUGUCAUGCCUGAAGCGACAUAUUCUGGAAUGUAUACAUUAUUGCACUUCCUUGGUUAAUUGUCCUCACUGUUGCUGACCUUUGUACACUGAACCACUGCCAUUGUGUUUGGCACGUAGUAGGAACCCUGUGAAGAGACUUAUUUAGUCCUCUUUAAAGAUCAAUGGUUCUUUAUACUUUUCUGUAUGCUUGAUAUAUUUCAAUUUAAAAAAAUCAGUGGAGUAAGGAAGGAUCAGGCAACAUUGAAAGAGGAAUAUUGCCACACAGUUGCCAAUCUGAUGAAAAUACUGCUUAUGCUAGGUCGAAUUGAGACUCUGAAAGGUAUUUGGGAGCCAGACACUUAUGAGAAUACAUAUUGCUUUGAAUAUUGGAAGAAAGCAAAGCAGUCAAACGAAUUUCUUCUUGGCUUGGAGUUUUGUUUACUUUUCUCAGGUUAGAAUUGAUAGUUCUAAUGGUUUUAAGAAGUCAUGGAGAACAGGCCCACCAUGAACCUGAAUAUUUGGUUCUGAGUUUAUAGCCAUUGUCUAGUAAAUACUGUUUAAGGGUUAUUAGCACACAAUGAUCAUAAAAUCUUGUAAUACUUUUAAGAGGUGUAAGAAAUUGAAGUCACCUGAGAAUACCUCCUUCUGAUUUUACAGUGGAGAAAUAAAGGAAUCAGAGUGUUUAAGUGACUUGCCUAAGACCUGUCUGGGCCACCACUUUAGGGAUUGUUUUUUAAUCCAUCAUCAUGCUGGAUUUGUUACUGAGCGAUAAAAUGGUACAGAAGGUAGUCACAUAGAGAAUUUAGGAAAUAAAAUACUCAUUUGUUCAAAUACUUCUCAGGAGGUUGAGAUAUAUCUAUGGGUAGAAGAUUUAGAGGUUAUUUAAGAGAAAUUAGGAUUGUCUAGGGUCCACCCCUUACCGUGGGGAUUCUGAAGGGCAGUGUCUUAUGAGAGAAGAGAGAUCAAGUUACUUGGUGAGUGAGAUGUUCUAGGUGCUCAGUCCAAGGGCUGGCCGGAUGGCUAGCACUGAACUUGUGUGGAUGUUUGUUCAAACUAAUCAGCCUACGAUUGGUUUGUUCCUAAGAAUGAUAAAACUUUGUUCUAGUUUUUUAAAUUGUAAUAAUAAUUCUGUAAGCAUUUAAGAAGAAUGCUUUCUUUAAUGUUGACUUUUUUUUUUUUUUGAGACAGAGUCUUGCUCUGUCUCCCGGGCUGGAGUGCAGUGGCAUGAUCUCGGCUCACUGCAACCUCUGCCUCCGGGUUGAAGUGAUUCUGCUGCCUCAGCCUCCAGAGUAGCUGGGACUACAGGCGCCCGCCACCACGCCAGGCUAAUUUUUGUAUCUUUAGUAGAGACGGGGUUUCACCAUGUUGGCCAGGAUGGUCUCGAUCUCCUGACCUUGUGAUCCGCCCGCCUUGGCCCGCCAAAGUGCUGGGAUUGCAGGUGUAAGCCACUGCGCCCGGCCUAAUGUUGACAUUUUUUACUCCUACACGAAGCUGUUAUGUUUUUACUUAUUCUUUUCUAGUCUUUAUCGAUAAUGUAUAAAUAUGUACUGUAUUAUGUAAUUUUAAUUGCUGGAUACAUAUACCUGUCUUCUUAAACUUUUUUAUUCUAUUUUAAUAGAGUCUUUGUAAUAAUCAUUUUUGAAUGUAGUAUUUAGUUGUGUUAAUUUAUUUUAUUUUUCUUAAGUAAUCUAUGAUAGAAUAAGCUAUUUCUGUUUUUACAGAAUAUUGUAGGGAACCUUUAAAAACACACAAUUAGCAUUUUUCUGCUGCUAAUUGCUUUAUUAGGAUGAAUGCAUAGAUUUACUGUGUCAAAGGUUAUAACCAAUUUUAUGACCUUUAGUAUGUAAUUCUGGAAAAUUAAACAGAAACUUAAGUCACAAAUGGCCUUAAACAUUGGCAGGAAGCUGCUGAUUUCCUGACUGUUGUACAGGCAACCCACUGGCAAGUAACAUGUCAAAUACGGACCAUUAUAAUUCCUUAUCAUAAAGGCAGAUACAGUUUUCUUCAAAGGACAUGAAAAUAAUUUAUUUGCUUUUGAUGCCUUUUCUCACUGGGAAAUGAUAUUCUGUAAGUGCACAAUGUGCACUUGAAUGUGAAGUUGUAGUGAGGAUUUUUAUUUUUAUUUUUGUACAACUGGGUUAUAAUAAAGGAAACAAACUUUAUGUCACUUCUAGGCUGAUGAAAUACCCUAGUAAAUGCAGUACAUUUUUGCAUGACUAAUAGGAGUAGGGGCGGGGCUUUGACUUUUACAUCAGUCAGGUUAAAAUCACCUGUUUGCUGGUUUCCCUAAGACAGUGAUGUAUUGCCCUUUGCUUAACUUUUUGUUAGUUGGGAAAUGUAUUCUACUUUGAUGACUGGUGUUUUUCUGCUUAGUGGGGAUAUUUUCUGUGAAGCCAGGAUAAACAAUUCUAUAAUGCAAAUCUGAACACAUCACUGCCUUGCUUAAAAUCUUUCACUAGCUGCCCUUUGCUGUUAGGAUUAAGUCUAUCCAAACUCCUUAGCAUGGUAUGAAGAGCCUCUCAUGGUCACAGCCUUCCUUUCCUUCCAUUCCCUUUCUUGCAGUCAGCACUCCAGCCCUUCUGACCGUUUUUGUUUCUUAAAUAUAUUGUGAUCUCUCUUACUUCUAGGACAGUAAGUUCUGUAGAUUCCUUGGUGAAUAUACAGCCUUAGAGACUGCAAGAAUUCUGAGCAGUAUUUCUAAGGGUUAGAUUUCCCUCCAAGUACCAUUAACAUUCUGGGCUGCCACAUUUCAAGAUUUACUCUGGAGAUGUGAGGUGGAAGCCAUGUUAAAUGGCUGGAAGAUAGUCCUGUGGGAGAGAUAAGCUUUAUCAUUUUAUUUUUACCAGGUGUGUUGCAGUGAGUGUUGAAAAGCCUUCCACAAAAAAUAGAGUCUUCUUUUUUCCCCUGUUAUGAUUAAAUUACUGGCUGCUAAUCUUUCAUGAUGAAGAGAGAAGCCCAAAAGCAAUUUCAGAACAUGGAUCUCAUGCUGAUUAGUGGUUAUAAUGAUUUCACAUGGAUAGUAUUCCUUGUGUUUGAAAGUUAUUUUAUUGGUGAGAUCUGCGAAAUCAACAAGGCUAGUUUAUCUUUGCAAAAACUUGUGACAAGCUUAUAGCUACACUCCUUGGGGAACACAGUUCACAUUUAAGAUUUUGCCUCAGGCACCUCUGUUCAGCUUUAUGCUGUGUCUUUCAGAUUCUAGAUAUGAAACUGGUUUGACAUUAAUACCUAGCAUGAUAGCUUUUUAGAUACACUCUUUGCUUGCAUUAAGUCAGACAAAAUCUGCAGAGCCUAGCACUAUGCUCAGUAUAUGAGCUGCUUUGUCUGUGUAUCUUGGUUCAUACGAGAGUCAGUAUACCUAGGCAGUCAGUAAACAGUCAUUGAUUAGAUUUGGAUUUAAUAAAUUUAAGCCUGGCCAAUAAUUAGUGGGAACCAAACCAAGGCAACCUAUAGUAAAUGGAGCAUUGCAUCGAAGAUCUCAGUUCUUCAAAUAAGGCACAGAUAAAGGAUCUCUAUGUAUUACCCUCCUGUUCUUGGAUUUAAUUGUUCAAAUGUUUCACCCAAAACCUCAAUUUCAGGCUAAUAUUUAGGCAUUCUCUUCUAUGUUAUACCUCAGGUAAUUUGGAAACAUUUGUAUUUCUAAAUCUAUUUCUGUAUAAACUUUCUAUGAAUUGUAUAUCUCUCCCUCUCUAUAUUAUAUAGUAUAGAUUUAAAUUGAAAAAUUCAUUGUUCCCUUCAGAGGUAUAAGAGUAUUCUGGCCCAGCUGGAAAUGUUAUGUUAAAUUUGAAAUUCUACUACCUAAAUUUUGGACUUGUGUACUACUGUUUUAGUAGAGCUAUAUGAUACUGCAGAUAAAGUUCCAAAACAAUCUGUGGUGAAAAAAUUCUUGUUCAGGGACCUGUUGUUCAGUGAAACUGCUUUUCUGUUGGGUACCUGUAUUCUUUUUUGGUUAAGUUAAAAAAAAAAAAGGAUUUAUUGGCCUAUGUCUUAAGGGGGUUGGGGGAGGACCCAUGGUUCAUGGACUCCAAGGAUAUAAAGGCAUUCCCCUUCUCAGUAAGAAUCCUGCUAUUCUGCUUCCUGUUCAUUGGUCUUAUGUUCUGCCACAAUGAGGUUUUAUCCACAUGAUUUGAAUAGAGAACAGUUGGCUGCUCCAAGAUGAUGUCUGUUUAUCAAAUCUCCCUGAAAGACUUGUGUUUGUGUCACCCUUGGUCUGGAAGGUGGACAGUGCAGGCAUGGAUGGGGGUCAGGUGGGACACUGUGAUCUGUAGUGUUAACAGAAUCACCUGGUAUGAGAAGUUUCUAGAGAGAUAAAAACAGAUGUCAGCUGUAAUAUAUUGAACUGGCAGUUAAAAAAUUUUUUUUAAGUUGUGGAAAAUAAACAACAUAAAAUUUACCAUGUGAGCCAUUUUUAAGCUUACAGUUCAGUAGUGUUAAGUACAUUCACGUUGUUUUACAUCUAAUCUCCAGAACUCUUUUCAUCUUGCAAAACUGAAACUCUGUACCCAGUAGAUAAUAACUACCCAUUGCUUUUUCCUGCUAGCUCCUGCCAACUACCAUUCUACUUUUUCUAUCUAUGGAUUUGACUACUCUGGCUACUUCUUAUAAGUGGAAUUGUCCAUAAUGUCCUUUUUCACUAGCAUGUUUCACUUAGCAUAAUGUCCUCAAGGUUUAUCCAUGUUUUUGCAUAUGAUGGAAUUUCCUUCCUUUUAAAGGCUGAAUAAUAUUCCAUUGUAUGUAUAUACAACAUUUUGUUUAUCCAUCUAUGUUGUUGGAUGCUUGGGUGGCUUCUACCUUUUGACUGUUGUGAAUGAUAUUUCUAUGAACAUGGGUUUGCAAAUAUCUCGUUGAGACCCUGCUUUCAGUUGUUUUGUGAACUGCCACUUUUUUGGAUAACUCUCAUUUGAAACUAUGUUCAUCUUUUUUUCCUUAAAAACUGCCCGUAAUUAACUCUUUUUGGUGCCCAGUAAGUGGAAAAUUCAGAACAGCAAAAUGUUUGCUUUAUUCAACAAACACCUUCUCAAAAUCUAGAAAACAAAGAACAUUAGAGAACACUGUGGAAGUAAGUAUGAUUGUGGGUAGCUGGCUGACGUAGAAGAUUUUAAUUUUUACUAUGAUGCAUAAAUAUGUACCUUUGCAAGUUUUAGCAGACAAGAGCAUGAGGUCCGAUCAUAGACCUAUGACUUUGGGGAAGUUACCUAAAGCCUUGCCAGCCACCAUUUACUUAUUUGCAGAGAGGGGGUUGGUUAUACCUGCUAGGGUUAAUUAGACUAUUAAAUGAGAUAACAUGUGCAGAACACAUAGCCAGUGGUAGGUGGUCAGUAAGUGGUUUCCUCUCUCCUGUAUUCUUCCAGGGGAAUAGAAGACGACCACUGUGUGAGGAUCUCUGUAUUGUUCAGCUCUGAUGCUCCUCCUACUGUGGGUGGUAGAUCUCCCUCUUAACAAGGCUUUCUUGGCAAGCAUUUUUAAACUUUACAUUUUCUUAUUUUUUUAUUAUUGUUAUUGAUAUUUUGUUUGGCAUAGGUACUGUAUUGACAUGGUUCAGAAAGCAAACCAGGGCCGGGUGCCGUGGCUCAUGCCUGUAAUCCCAGCACACUGGAAGGCCGAGGUGGGUGGAUCACUUGAGGUCAGGAGUUAAAGACCAGCUGGCCAACAUGGUGAAACCUUAUCCCUACUAAAAAUACAAAAAUUAGCUGGGCGUGGUGGCAGGCGCCUGUACUCAGGAGUAUCCCAGCUACUCAGGAGGCUGAGGCCAGAGGAUGGCUUGAACCCUGGAGGUGGAGGUUGUAGUGAGCUGAGAUCACACCACUGCACUCCAGCCUGGGCGACAGAGCAAGACUCUGUGUCAAAGAAAAAAAAAAAGAAAGCAAACCAGUAUAACAGGGUACAAAUUGAGAAGGUUUGCUCCCAUUUUUGUUUGUCCGUCAACUUCGUUCCCUGUUUCCUUAAGUGCUCUUCUCAUCUCUAGGACCUAUUAAUCGCUUCUCUGAAGUAGCUUUGGAAAGUAGAGAAGAAAAUCCAGUUUGCUUCUUGGAGAACACUGGACAGCUGAAUAAAUGCAGUAUCUAAAUAUAAAAGAGGACUGCAAUGCCAUGGCUUUCUGUGCUAAAAUGAGGAGCUCCAAGAAGACUGAGGUGAACCUGGAGGCCCCUGAGCCAGGGGUGGAAGUGAUCUUCUAUCUGUCGGACAGGGAGCCCCUCCGGCUGGGCAGUGGAGAGUACACAGCAGAGGAACUGUGCAUCAGGGCUGCACAGGCAUGCCGUAUCUCUCCUCUUUGUCACAACCUCUUUGCCCUGUAUGACGAGAACACCAAGCUCUGGUAUGCUCCAAAUCGCACCAUCACCGUUGAUGACAAGAUGUCCCUCCGGCUCCACUACCGGAUGAGGUUCUAUUUCACCAAUUGGCAUGGAACCAACGACAAUGAGCAGUCAGUGUGGCGUCAUUCUCCAAAGAAGCAGAAAAAUGGCUACGAGAAAAAAAAGAUUCCAGAUGCAACCCCUCUCCUUGAUGCCAGCUCACUGGAGUAUCUGUUUGCUCAGGGACAGUAUGAUUUGGUGAAAUGCCUGGCUCCUAUUCGAGACCCCAAGACCGAGCAGGAUGGACAUGAUAUUGAGAACGAGUGUCUAGGGAUGGCUGUCCUGGCCAUCUCACACUAUGCCAUGAUGAAGAAGAUGCAGUUGCCAGAACUGCCCAAGGACAUCAGCUACAAGCGAUAUAUUCCAGAAACAUUGAAUAAGUCCAUCAGACAGAGGAACCUUCUCACCAGGAUGCGGAUAAAUAAUGUUUUCAAGGAUUUCCUAAAGGAAUUUAACAACAAGACCAUUUGUGACAGCAGCGUGUCCACGCAUGACCUGAAGGUGAAAUACUUGGCUACCUUGGAAACUUUGACAAAACAUUACGGUGCUGAAAUAUUUGAGACUUCCAUGUUACUGAUUUCAUCAGAAAAUGAGAUGAAUUGGUUUCAUUCGAAUGACGGUGGAAACGUUCUCUACUACGAAGUGAUGGUGACUGGGAAUCUUGGAAUCCAGUGGAGGCAUAAACCAAAUGUUGUUUCUGUUGAAAAGGAAAAAAAUAAACUGAAGCGGAAAAAACUGGAAAAUAAACACAAGAAGGAUGAGGAGAAAAACAAGAUCCGGGAAGAGUGGAACAAUUUUUCUUACUUCCCUGAAAUCACUCACAUUGUAAUAAAGGAGUCUGUGGUCAGCAUUAACAAGCAGGACAACAAGAAAAUGGAACUGAAGCUCUCUUCCCACGAGGAGGCCUUGUCCUUUGUGUCCCUGGUAGAUGGCUACUUCCGGCUCACAGCAGAUGCCCAUCAUUACCUCUGCACCGACGUGGCCCCCCCGUUGAUCGUCCACAACAUACAGAAUGGCUGUCAUGGUCCAAUCUGUACAGAAUACGCCAUCAAUAAAUUGCGGCAAGAAGGAAGCGAGGAGGGGAUGUACGUGCUGAGGUGGAGCUGCACCGACUUUGACAACAUCCUCAUGACCGUCACCUGCUUUGAGAAGUCUGAGCAGGUGCAGGGUGCCCAGAAGCAGUUCAAGAACUUUCAGAUCGAGGUGCAGAAGGGCCGCUACAGUCUGCACGGUUCGGACCGCAGCUUCCCCAGCUUGGGAGACCUCAUGAGCCACCUCAAGAAGCAGAUCCUGCGCACGGAUAACAUCAGCUUCAUGCUAAAACGCUGCUGCCAGCCCAAGCCCCGAGAAAUCUCCAACCUGCUGGUGGCUACUAAGAAAGCCCAGGAGUGGCAGCCCGUCUACCCCAUGAGCCAGCUGAGUUUCGAUCGGAUCCUCAAGAAGGAUCUGGUGCAGGGCGAGCACCUUGGGAGAGGCACGAGAACACACAUCUAUUCUGGGACCCUGAUGGAUUACAAGGAUGACGAAGGAACUUCUGAAGAGAAGAAGAUAAAAGUGAUCCUCAAAGUCUUAGACCCCAGCCACAGGGAUAUUUCCCUGGCCUUCUUCGAGGCAGCCAGCAUGAUGAGACAGGUCUCCCACAAACACAUCGUGUACCUCUAUGGCGUCUGUGUCCGCGACGUGGAGAAUAUCAUGGUGGAAGAGUUUGUGGAAGGGGGUCCUCUGGAUCUCUUCAUGCACCGGAAAAGCGAUGUCCUUACCACACCAUGGAAAUUCAAAGUUGCCAAACAGCUGGCCAGUGCCCUGAGCUACUUGGAGGAUAAAGACCUGGUCCAUGGAAAUGUGUGUACUAAAAACCUCCUCCUGGCCCGUGAGGGCAUCGACAGUGAGUGUGGCCCAUUCAUCAAGCUCAGUGACCCCGGCAUCCCCAUUACGGUGCUGUCUAGGCAAGAAUGCAUUGAACGAAUCCCAUGGAUUGCUCCUGAGUGUGUUGAGGACUCCAAGAACCUGAGUGUGGCUGCUGACAAGUGGAGCUUUGGAACCACGCUCUGGGAAAUCUGCUACAAUGGCGAGAUCCCCUUGAAAGACAAGACGCUGAUUGAGAAAGAGAGAUUCUAUGAAAGCCGGUGCAGGCCAGUGACACCAUCAUGUAAGGAGCUGGCUGACCUCAUGACCCGCUGCAUGAACUAUGACCCCAAUCAGAGGCCUUUCUUCCGAGCCAUCAUGAGAGACAUUAAUAAGCUUGAAGAGCAGAAUCCAGAUAUUGUUUCAGAAAAAAAACCAGCAACUGAAGUGGACCCCACACAUUUUGAAAAGCGCUUCCUAAAGAGGAUCCGUGACUUGGGAGAGGGCCACUUUGGGAAGGUUGAGCUCUGCAGGUAUGACCCCGAAGGGGACAAUACAGGGGAGCAGGUGGCUGUUAAAUCUCUGAAGCCUGAGAGUGGAGGUAACCACAUAGCUGAUCUGAAAAAGGAAAUCGAGAUCUUAAGGAACCUCUAUCAUGAGAACAUUGUGAAGUACAAAGGAAUCUGCACAGAAGACGGAGGAAAUGGUAUUAAGCUCAUCAUGGAAUUUCUGCCUUCGGGAAGCCUUAAGGAAUAUCUUCCAAAGAAUAAGAACAAAAUAAACCUCAAACAGCAGCUAAAAUAUGCCGUUCAGAUUUGUAAGGGGAUGGACUAUUUGGGUUCUCGGCAAUACGUUCACCGGGACUUGGCAGCAAGAAAUGUCCUUGUUGAGAGUGAACACCAAGUGAAAAUUGGAGACUUCGGUUUAACCAAAGCAAUUGAAACCGAUAAGGAGUAUUACACCGUCAAGGAUGACCGGGACAGCCCUGUGUUUUGGUAUGCUCCAGAAUGUUUAAUGCAAUCUAAAUUUUAUAUUGCCUCUGACGUCUGGUCUUUUGGAGUCACUCUGCAUGAGCUGCUGACUUACUGUGAUUCAGAUUCUAGUCCCAUGGCUUUGUUCCUGAAAAUGAUAGGCCCAACCCAUGGCCAGAUGACAGUCACAAGACUUGUGAAUACGUUAAAAGAAGGAAAACGCCUGCCGUGCCCACCUAACUGUCCAGAUGAGGUUUAUCAACUUAUGAGGAAAUGCUGGGAAUUCCAACCAUCCAAUCGGACAAGCUUUCAGAACCUUAUUGAAGGAUUUGAAGCACUUUUAAAAUAAGAAGCAUGAAUAACAUUUAAAUUCCACAGAUUAUCAAGUCCUUCUCCUGCAACAAAUGCCCAAGUCAUUUUUUAAAAAUUUCUAAUGAAAGAAGUUUGUGUUCUGUCCAAAAAGUCACUGAACUCAUACUUCAGUACAUAUACAUGUAUAAGGCACACUGUAGUGCUUAAUAUGUGUAAGGACUUCCUCUUUAAAUUUGGUACCAGUAACUUAGUGACACAUAAUGACAACCAAAAUAUUUGAAAGCACUUAAGCACUCCUCCUUGUGGAAAGAAUAUACCACCAUUUCAUCUGGCUAGUUCACCAUCACAACUGCAUUACCAAAAGGGGAUUUUUGAAAACGAGGAGUUGACCAAAAUAAUAUCUGAAGAUGAUUGCUUUUCCCUGCUGCCAGCUGAUCUGAAAUGUUUUGCUGGCACAUUAAUCAUAGAUAAAGAAAGAUUGAUGGACUUAGCCCUCAAAUUUCAGUAUCUAUACAGUACUAGACCAUGCAUUCUUAAAAUAUUAGAUACCAGGUAGUAUAUAUUGUUUCUGUACAAAAAUGACUGUAUUCUCUCACCAGUAGGACUUAAACUUUGUUUCUCCAGUGGCUUAGCUCCUGUUCCUUUGGGUGAUCACUAGCACCCAUUUUUGAGAAAGCUGGUUCUACAUGGGGGGAUAGCUGUGGAAUAGAUAAUUUGCUGCAUGUUAAUUCUCAAGAACUAAGCCUGUGCCAGUGCUUUCCUAAGCAGUAUACCUUUAAUCAGAACUCAUUCCCAGAACCUGGAUGCUAUUACACAUGCUUUUAAGAAACGUCAAUGUAUAUCCUUUUAUAACUCUACCACUUUGGGGCAAGCUAUUCCAGCACUGGUUUUGAAUGCUGUAUGCAACCAGUCUGAAUACCACAUACGCUGCACUGUUCUUAGAGGGUUUCCAUACUUACCACCGAUCUACAAGGGUUGAUCCCUGUUUUUACCAUCAAUCAUCACCCUGUGGUGCAACACUUGAAAGACCCGGCUAGAGGCACUAUGGACUUCAGGAUCCACUAGACAGUUUUCAGUUUGCUUGGAGGUAGCUGGGUAAUCAAAAAUGUUUAGUCAUUGAUUCAAUGUGAACGAUUACGGUCUUUAUGACCAAGAGUCUGAAAAUCUUUUUGUUAUGCUGUUUAGUAUUCGUUUGAUAUUGUUACUUUUCACCUGUUGAGCCCAAAUUCAGGAUUGGUUCAGUGGCAGCAAUGAAGUUGCCAUUUAAAUUUGUUCAUAGCCUACAUCACCAAGGUCUCUGUGUCAAACCUGUGGCCACUCUAUAUGCACUUUGUUUACUCUUUAUACAAAUAAAUAUACUAAAGACUUUA
Homo sapiens (human) is the source of this 16245-nucleotide messenger RNA. RefSeq names its product Janus kinase 1 (gene JAK1). The record is from RefSeq and is a predicted model, not a curated record. Gene Ontology annotation, molecular function: CCR5 chemokine receptor binding; ATP binding; non-membrane spanning protein tyrosine kinase activity. Gene Ontology annotation, cellular component: membrane; endomembrane system; endosome. Bases 11448 to 14912 code for a protein of 1154 amino acids. Gene Ontology annotation, biological process: intracellular signal transduction; enzyme-linked receptor protein signaling pathway; cytokine-mediated signaling pathway. The transcript is spliced from 25 exons. NCBI's taxonomy places the organism in Eukaryota, Metazoa, Chordata, Mammalia, Primates, Hominidae.